Messenger RNA from Nematostella vectensis (starlet sea anemone), 731 nucleotides. RefSeq names its product signaling peptide TAXIMIN 2. Lineage: Eukaryota; Metazoa; Cnidaria; Anthozoa; Actiniaria; Edwardsiidae. The record is from RefSeq and is a predicted model, not a curated record. The transcript is spliced from 2 exons. The coding region runs from base 267 to 626 and encodes 119 amino acids.
CACAGUUGGACGGUGAUGAUAGUAAGGGCACAAUCAAAUGACCUCCUAAAAGACAUUUGUGGGCGACCCUUCAUGGGACAACCUUGUAAAAAAAGAGAAAGCGAGGCUAGUUUUUAGAGGGGUAUAAAGGAUUUUCCAGACUUUUAUCGCGUAAAAAUAAGUAUAAAGAAGUAAUUAUUUUUUAAGAAGAAAAAAGCAUUCAUCCUUGAAUCGCGUCGAUUAUCGUUUUAAAAGCUCGCUGUGUCCUCAAGAGAAAGGAGCGAGCAAUGAGUACAAGCGAUGGCUCAGAAGAACUAGCCAAGUUAGUUCAGGGCCCAGGACCAGAAAGCCAUAGCGAGAAAAAUGCGAGUCGCCGAGGGAGAUCUUGCUGGGGUUACUGCUGCAGAUGUUGUCGGUGUUUAGCCGGCGUGUUACUGUUUCCUGUUGUUCUUUUGCUCUCCAUACUUGGAGGGAUUGUCUGGCUACUCCUCUGUCCAUUGCGUUGCUGUAGCCCGUGCGUAAGUCCGCUGAUCGAUCUCGUCGUCCAGCUGCUCACGCUGCCGCUGAAAUUGUUCCGAUGGAUUGCAGGCGCUACCGAAGAAGACGAGAAAGACGAUGCCCCCAGCAAGGGUGACCCAGAGAAAUAGCAAGCAAAUUGGACAAAAACACAUCACGUGUUCUUAGGGUCUUCUGGAUAGUGGGUGUUUCAGGCGCGCACAAAAGACUGGAUGGGUGGUGGUUGGUGGGGGGGG